CCGUGUCAAAGACAAGAGUGAAAACCCCCAGCAGACCUAAUAAGACACAUGCAUAUAUUGACAGAGUAAAAACCCAUCAGCCCGUGUCACCUGAAAUAGUCCACGUCCAACAGCGCUCAUAUCAAACUGAACCAGACUAGAACAUUACGUGGUUGAUGAACCAAGUCCAUUACUCAUGAUGCUUCGUUUACCGAACGAACUUGUUCCGGCUAUUGCAGCGCAGCUGGAUUCGGAGAGAGAUAUUAACGCGUUGGCUCGAACGAACCGGCGAUUGCUUUCUUGCCUUGACCAAUUUCUCUAUCACCGCAACAUACAGUAUUCUAAUAGCUCAGCACUUAAAUGGUCUGCCACCUGCGGCCAAGAGCGAACAGCAAAGAAAGCGCUCGACUACGGCGCGUCGAAUAUUGGCGAGGCGCUGGUACUAUCAGCAGAGAAUGGACGCGAAAGAGUAACCAGGAUUUUGCUCACAUUCUACGCGCCUGAUGAAGAUGGAGACACAGAACACGGACAAGAUGCUCUUUCACGGGCCGUCACCAGGGGUUUUGCGUCUAUUGUCAAGCUUCUGUUAGACUCGGGAAAGGUCGAGCCUGAUUCAAAGGACAGUGAUGGCCGAACACCGCUAUCGCAAGCUGCAUCCAAGGAGGACGAGUUGAUUGUACGGAUGCUACUGGACACGGACAAAGUUGAAGUCGAUUCCAGGGAUAAAUUUGGCCGAACACCGCUAUCAUAUGCUGUAUCGAUGGGGUCUGAUUCUAUUGUCGAGUUGCUACUAGAUACGGGAGAGGUCGAAAUCGAGUCGAGGGAUAACUAUGGUAGAACACCCCUAUCACAGGCCAUCUCUAGGGGCUAUACAUCUAUCGUCUGGUUGCUGCUAGACUACCGGAAGGCCAAAGUCGAUUCAUAGCCAAGUCGAUUCAUAGCCAAGUCGAUUCAUAGCCAAGUCGAUUUAUAGCCACUAUGAGACGGGCUGCCAAAUGAUACCAAAUGACGCCAAAGAUGUAUGGAAUGUCCAUACUUGCAGCCUUCAAUGCGUCCGUUAUCAAGUGUACAAGACACCACAUAGCACCACUGUAGUGAGUAUCAAGAUGACACAAUGUUUGAUUUGGUACUCUAGGUCUGCUACAUAGGUAUCUGCCUACAUAUAGUUGACUUGCAUUAUAGCAAGAAAUAUCAAUCGUCCGUAAAAUGCCUCUGGCUUCCAAGCGACUGCCUUACAAAUUCAGCUUGUUGCCUAGCACGACCCUGUAGGCCUGCUUCCCGCCCUCCGUGCCGCUCCAAUUACCACAUCACUCCAUCAGUAAAAAGAUGCGAUAGCAUGAACACCUUGCUUGCAGCGGUGGUAGAGUUGCACGAAAUCACAAGAGCAAAAUGUUACCUUA
Trichoderma atroviride IMI 206040 is the source of this 1379-nucleotide messenger RNA. NCBI's taxonomy places the organism in Eukaryota, Fungi, Ascomycota, Sordariomycetes, Hypocreales, Hypocreaceae. The record is from RefSeq and is a predicted model, not a curated record.